AUGAGUGACCCUUCCGAAAAGAGAGUCGCGGAGGACGAGAUUCAUAAUGCAGAGGGACGAGAAGAUCGAAUUUCUCUAAAGGAUGACACAGUACUUGCGAGAGCGCAACUUUUAGGUGCUACACCAGAUGAGGUUAUUGAAGCCGAGGAGCAUGGUCGUACUAUCGACUUGGACGAAGCGAAGAAGCUCGCCGAAACACUGGUCUAUUUCCAUGAACAUGACCCAAAUUUCAGUUCCGAGUCCAUCGUUCGUCUCCAAUCCUUCAUCGCCAACGAUGAACUUUUCCAAAACCCCGAAAAGAACGAGGAAGCCAUCUCAAACAUCAAGACCGAAAUUUCACUUCUCACAACCAACUCACCUUACCCAGAAGUGCGAGCUGUCGUGAGCAACAAAGAUGACCCUUCCACACCAGCUGGAACCAUCCGCGCCUGGACCAUCGGCCUAUUGUUCGUCAUCGUACAAAGCUUCGUCAAUCAGCUCUUCUCUGUUCGACAACCGAGUAUUCGUCUCCAAGCCCCAGUCAUCCAACUCCUCUCGUAUCCUCUCGGCAAAGCCUGGGAGAAAUGGCUCCCGGUUGGCGAGUUCAGUUUGUUCGGCUCUCAGGUCCAGCUGAACCCCGGAAAGUUCAACCAGAAAGAGCAUAUGCUCAUAUCGAUCAUGGCCAACGUGUCUACAAGCUUGCCUCACUCACGAUACAUCAUCUUUACCAGCUGGCUGAAGAAGUAUUUCGAUCUGCCUUUCGCGGCCGAUUUUGGUUUCCAGAUCUGCCUUUCGCUCUCCAUGAACUUGCUAGGCUUUGGACUCGCAGGUCUGGUUCGUAGAUUCCUAGUUUACCCUUCAUUCUGCAUCUGGCCUCGAUCGUUGGCAACCGUUGCCCUCAACCAAAGUCUUCAUAACGGCAAGUUCAAUAGCUACUCUGGCAAUGCUAGUGUCUUAGGACCAUUUAAGAAGAUCUACAACAUGUCUCGAUAUCGCUUCUUCAUGCUCUCAUUUGCCGCCAUGUUUGUAUGGUUCUGGUUCCCGGAUCUUAUCGUUUCUGCCUUGUCGCUUUUCAACUGGCUCGCCUGGAUUUCACCAAAUAAUUUUAACCUUGCAGCCAUCACUGGCGUCAGCAAGGGUCUAGGUUUCAAUCCGUUGCCGACUUUUGACUGGAACAUCGCCACCUACUACAUCGAUCCGCUGCUGGUUCCCUUCCAUGUCACUUUCAACAUGUUUCUAGGUGCCGUUCUGGGAGGAAUCACCAUUAUCGCCAUGUACUGGAGCAACACGUACAAUACGGGGUACCUGCCUAUUAACACAAACACCAUGUUCGAUAACACAGGCGCCAAGUAUAAUGUUUCAUCGAUUCUGGACGAUCGUGGAUUGCUCGACGUGGAGAAGUAUCAGGCUUAUAGUCAGGUCCAUAUCGCCGCUUCGUCUGUUACUUACUAUAUCUACUUCUUUGCAGUGUACAGUGCGGUCAUCUCGUAUGCUGCCAUAUACCACUGGAAUGAUAUCAAGCUGGGAUUUGUUUCCUUGUAUCAGAGCUUCAAGAAGGACAGCAAGGUCAACGAGUUCAAGGAUAUUCACACUAGGCUCAUGGAGAAAUACCGUGAAGUACCUGAGUGGUGGUAUAUGAUUCUGAACAUUGUUGGUGUUGCCUUUGGUAUUGCAUCUGUCGCAGCCUGGCCUACCAACACGAGUGUCGGCACCGUAUUCUUUGGCCUUGCUCUUGCAAUUAUCUUCACUGUACCCACUGGAAUCAUCUUUGCUACUACCGGUAUCGAGGUUGAGUUCAACGUCCUGGCUGAGUUUAUCGGAGGUGCAUGGCAACCAGGAAAUGCCCUAGCAAUGAACUUCUUCAAGGGAUUCGGAUACGUGACUGUGGCUCACGCUCUCGACUUUGCAAAUGACCUGAAGUUGGGACAUUACCUCAAAAUUCCUCAGCGUCAAACCUUUUGGUGCCAAACCGUCGCAACUAUCAUUUCCGCCUUCGUCUGCACAGGCGUUAUGAACUUCCAGAUCCGCAACAUCCCUGAUAUUUGCGAGAGUGGCCAAAAAGACCGAUUCACCUGCCCCGGUGUUGAAUCAUACUUCACAGCAGCGGUACUCUUCGGCUCUCUUGCACCGCAGCGCGUGUUUGGUAAAGGUGGAAUGUACACCGCCCUUCUCGCAGCGUUUCCCGUCGGUUUGGCGUUCCCUGUGUUGUACUAUUAUGCCACACGCAAACUGCCCAAGACGCACUUCCUCACCAAGUUGCAUCCCGUUGUUAUCUUCAGCGGCGGUCACAUCUGGUCUCCCUACAACCUUGCGUAUGUCUGGCCUGCUGUUAUACCCGGCUGGAUCUCAUGGGUUAUUGUUCGCAAGAGAUAUCUCGCAUUUUGGGCAAAGUACAACUAUGUACUGUCGGCAGCCUGGCAGACUGGCAUUGCAAUUGCUGCUGUUGUGAUAUUCUUUGCGGUUAGUUAUCACGGUGCUUCGGUUAACUGGAUAGGAAACAAUGCCGACAGCGGUUGUGAGGCCAACACUUGUACGAGACUCAAGCUUCCUCAAGGAGAGAUAUUUGGACAACAGCCUGGAACGUUUGCAUAG
Messenger RNA from Fusarium venenatum, 2571 nucleotides. The record is from RefSeq and is a predicted model, not a curated record. Lineage: Eukaryota; Fungi; Ascomycota; Sordariomycetes; Hypocreales; Nectriaceae.